Molecule: messenger RNA, 255 nt
Organism: Prunus armeniaca (apricot)
Lineage: Eukaryota; Viridiplantae; Streptophyta; Magnoliopsida; Rosales; Rosaceae
Source: the annotation of a GenBank genome assembly
AUGCCACCUCCACCUGCGGCAACAUGUCUUGCUUUUCACCCCCGAGAUGACAGUAUAGUUGCUAUUGGCAAGGACAAUUCCACCAUUGUAAUAUACAAUCUCCACUCAGACGAGGUUACAAGGAAGCCUGAGGGUCAUGCCAAAAGAGUCACUAGCCUUUCCUUCUCGAACACUCUGAAUGUACUAGUUUCUACUGGUGCUGAUGCAUAUUGGAAACUACAAUUACUUUCAGACAUGGCUUAUACUCUAAUGUGA